Molecule: messenger RNA, 1209 nt
Organism: Microthlaspi erraticum
Lineage: Eukaryota; Viridiplantae; Streptophyta; Magnoliopsida; Brassicales; Brassicaceae
Source: the annotation of a GenBank genome assembly
AUGAAAUUCAGGCCUUUGAAGACUGGUGAUGUGUCUGUUCCAGCUCAAUGUCAACUGGAUUUGACUUGGUUGCAGUCAAGGGAGACACAAGAAAAAGUGGUGGUGACUUGUAUGCUAGGGAUCCACUUUAGGAUUUUCUACGAGUCACUUCACAAGCAAGUUCCAACAAGUGAAAUCGCUCAGGUUUGCCGGUGCAUUUGGGUCAACGGACCGGUCAUCGUCGGAGCAGGGCCUUCGGGAUUAGCGACGGCCGCUCGUCUCCGGGAACAGAACGUUCCUUUCGCUGUUCUCGAGAGAGCAGAUUGCAUUGCUUCUCUAUGGCAAAACCGAACCUACGACCGUCUCAAACUUCACCUCCCGGAGCAGUUCUGUCAGUUACCGAAAAUGCCGUUCCCGGAGAGCUUCCCGGAGUACCCGACGAAGUGUCAGUGCAUCGACUACCUCGAGGCUUACGCCACCAAGUUCGAGAUCAACCCGAAGUUCAACGUUUGUGUGCAGACCGCUAGGUUCGACGAGACUAGUGGGUUGUGGCGAGUCAAGACCAAGUCGAACAAUGAGCCGACUCGGGCAGAGGUCGAGUAUGUCUGCCGCUGGCUUGUGGCGGCUAGGGGAGAAAAUGCGGAGACAGUUGUGCCGGAGAUUGAAGGACUCAGCUCAGAGUUUUCCGGCGAAGCUAUUUACGCUUGGGAUUACAAGUCCGGCGAGAAAUUUGCCAGGAAGAUGCUAAGCUCUAAGUCCAACUCUGGCUCCACCUCUGAGGCGUCCGUGGACUGUUCAACCGUCUGCACAAUGAUUCAAUUCCAAGCUGGCGAGGCCUUUGGAAGAGGAAAACUGAAACGAAGCAAGCAUGCUAAUGGUGACACUGCACGUGUGAACAAUCUACCUGCUCUUUUGUUGAACAAGUUUAACUCGGGUUGGUCCAUGAGCUUCGACAAAGCAGGCGCACAAAAGACGGUGGAGAUUUUUGAUGUGUUGAUAAUGGUCCGUGAGGCUUUUGAGAGAGCCGGUAUAGUGCUCGAUUGCUUCCAAGACACUUCACCCAAGGUUUUACUUAAAUUGGAGAUGGAAAACCUUCUUUGGGCAUGGUCACUUGCCGGAUUUUACGUCGGAAGGCAUUUGAUCGAGCGGUUUCAGUACAAGAAGGAGCAUGCAAUGGCCAGCUUUUCGGAUUUCUUCACACUCCAAUCCUUUGGCCCAAAUCAAGAUUAG